Messenger RNA from Tachyglossus aculeatus (Australian echidna), 1369 nucleotides. It is a transcript of the gene WDR55, whose product is annotated as WD repeat domain 55. Gene Ontology annotation, molecular function: protein binding. The record is from RefSeq and is a predicted model, not a curated record. NCBI's taxonomy places the organism in Eukaryota, Metazoa, Chordata, Mammalia, Monotremata, Tachyglossidae. The coding region runs from base 8 to 1108 and encodes 366 amino acids. The transcript has 8 exons.
GCGGCCCAUGGCGGCCGUCGGCGGGGUUGAGGCGGACCCGCCGCCCCGAGAAACCCCGGAGGACAUCCUGCUGGAGGCGCCCGCCAACGGCAUCGCCCUUCACCCGGCCCGGGACCUGCUGGCCGCCGGCGACGUGGACGGGGACGUCUUCGUCUAUUCCUAUUCCUGCCUGGCCGGUGGGAAUAAGGAGCUGUGGUCCUCGGGCCACCACCUCAAGUCAUGUCGGGCUCUGGCUUUCUCCGCGGACGGGCAGAAGCUCUUCACCGUCUCCAAGGACAAAGCCAUCCACACCCUGGAUGUGGAAGAGGGCCGGCUGGUCCGGCGCAAAUCUAUGGCCCACAGUGCCCCCAUCAACAGCCUGCUACUGGUGGACGAGCACAGCCUGGCCACGGGGGAUGACGCGGGCCGCCUGCGCCUGUGGGACCAGCGGCGGGACGGGCCCUGCAUGGACCUGCGCCAGCACGAGGAGUACAUCGCCGACAUGGCCCUCGACCCCGCCAAGAAGCUACUCCUCACCGCCAGCGGGGACGGCUGCCUUGGCGUCUUCAACAUCAGGCGGCGGCGCUUCGACCUGCUGUCGGAGCCCCAGGCCAGCGACCUCACCUCCGUCGUCCUCAUGAAGAGGGGUAAGAAGGUGGCCUGCGGCUCCAGCGACGGGACCAUUUAUCUCUUCAACUGGGACGGCUUCGGGGCCACCAGCGACCGCUUCGCCCUGAAGGCCGAGUCCGUGGACUGCAUGGUGCCCGUCACUGACCACCUGCUGUGCACGGGGGCCACCGACGGCCUCAUCAGGGCAGUGAACAUCCUCCCGAACCGCGUGGUGGGCAGCGUGGGGCAGCACGCCGGCGAGCCCAUCGAGCAGCUGGCCCUGGCCCGGUGCGGUCGCCUCCUGGCCAGCAGCGGCCACGACCAGCGCCUCAAGUUCUGGGACGUGGUGUCGCUGCGCUCGCUGGUGGUGGACGACUACCGGCGGCGCAAGAAGAAGGGCGGCCCGCUCAAGGCCCUGAGCACCAAGGCCUGGGGCGGCGAUGACUUCUUCGCCGGCCUGCGCGAGGAGGCCGAGGCCCCGGCCCCAGAGGACGGAGAGGCGGGUGACGACAGCGACUGAAAACAGUCAGGACUUGGCGGUGAGCAGGACUGAGAGCUUCGGAAGAGGGGGUUCGAGGCCCCCAAUCCUUCCUUCUAACUCAGGGAGGCCUUACCUGCUCGGGGCUGGGACUUUUUGGGAGGAAGAGAGGGGAUUUAGAGACGCUCUCUCAAGGGGCGCAAGGCACGUGGUCCCUCCCUCCCCCCUCGUCUCACGCAUCACGAUUCGGGACAGGAACGAAAUGCUUUAAUAAAUACAAGCAAGAGGCAAUCAGCCCACACA